Messenger RNA from Epinephelus fuscoguttatus (brown-marbled grouper), 6575 nucleotides. Its product is annotated as oxysterol-binding protein-related protein 2-like. Gene Ontology annotation, cellular component: cytosol; membrane; intracellular membrane-bounded organelle. Gene Ontology annotation, molecular function: cholesterol binding. NCBI's taxonomy places the organism in Eukaryota, Metazoa, Chordata, Actinopteri, Perciformes, Serranidae. The record is from RefSeq and is a predicted model, not a curated record. The transcript has 14 exons. The coding region runs from base 478 to 1896 and encodes 472 amino acids.
CUCUCUCUCUCUCUCUCUCUCUCUCUCUUUCUCUUUGUCCCUGCGGCUUUGGAUGUUUUUGUCGGCCUUCGGAGGACAGCAGACACAGACGUUGCUAGGCUAGUAUCUGUACACUGGACUUAUGAAUGGAACAGUCACAUCGGUCGCUCAUUUUCCUCUCUGAACAAAGCCAAAGAAACACGACCUGAACUCAGAAGUUGCACCAGCUGUCCAUGUGCUGUCUGUCAAUCAAACGGCAGACUCUUCUGAUUGACACCUGCUGGUGUGAAGCCAUCUGCCAGAAAUCAGCAUCACACUGAGUUCGGGACAUUGCCUGGAUAUUGAGUGAACGUUGUGCUGUCGUCGUGGUGACACUGUAGAGGGACCUUGAUCGACAGGUCUCCCUCCAGAGGACCUCUGAGGGGUCGCCACCAAAAGGAACAUGUGCUAGAAGUUGUACAUCUGUCCUAAACAACUGGUUGGCUUUGACUCUAGAAGAUGAACAAUGAGGAUGAGUUCUUCGACGCCGUCACAGGCCUGGAUUCGGACGAGUCGUAUGAAGGGGUGUCGGAGGCCAGUUUCCAAGAUGCGCUUGUGUUUGACAGCAGCAGUCAGAAGAACAAUGGAUCGGUGCCACAGGAGAACGGCAUCAAGAAACACAGGACGUCAUUACCUGCACCCAUGUUUUCCAGAAGAACCAUCAGUGUCUGGAGUAUCCUGAAAAAAUGCAUCGGAAUGGAACUCUCGAAGAUCACGAUGCCCAUUGUCUUCAACGAGCCUCUGAGCUUCCUGCAGAGAAUCACAGAAUACAUGGAACACACUUACCUCAUCAACAGAGCCAGCUCGCUGCCUGACUCCAUAGAACGCAUGCGGGCAGUAGCUGCUUUUGCUGUGUCAGCAGUUGCGUCUCAGUGGGACCGAACUGGAAAACCCUUCAACCCUCUGCUGGGAGAGACCUAUGAGCUCAUCAGAGAGGAUCAGGGUUACCGGCUGGUAUCGGAGCAGGUAUCCCAUCAUCCCCCAGUCAGUGCCUUCCAUGCAGAAAGUCUGGUCGGGGACUUUGUCUUCCACGGCUCCAUCUACCCCAAACUCAAGUUCUGGGGGAAGAGUAUUGAGGCUGAGCCUAGAGGGACCAUCACACUAGAGCUACUCAAGCACAAUGAGGCAUACACAUGGAGUAACCCUUCCUGCUGCAUACACAACGUCAUUGUGGGAAAACUAUGGAUAGAGCAGUAUGGCACAGUGGAAAUCGUCAACCACAGCACUGGAGACAAGUGCGUGUUGACUUUUAAGGCCUGUGGGAUGUUUGACAAAGAGCUGCACAAAGUGGAGGGAUACAUCCAGGAUAAGAAUAAAAAGAAGCACUGUGUCAUCUACGGGAAGUGGACCGAGUGCAUGUGGAGCGUGGACCCUCAGGCCUACGAGGCUCACAGGAAGUCAGAGAAGAAAGGAGACAUCAAAAAGAACAAACAUGAGGAGCAAGAGGGAGCGGAGAACGAUGACGCAGACGACAUGCCUGAAAUCCAGGAGACAGUCUCCGUUGUGCCAGGAAGUACUCUGCUGUGGAGGAUAGACUCCAGACCGGGGCACUCUGCCAUGAUGUACAACUUCACCAACUUUGCAAUGUCGCUCAAUGAGCUGGAGCCCGGCAUGGAGGCCAUCUUGGCGUCCACAGACUGUCGCUUCAGGCCUGACAUCAGAGCCAUGGAGAAUGGCAACAUGGACGAGGCCAGUAGGGAGAAGGAGAGACUGGAGGAGAAACAGAGAGCUGCCAGAAAGGAGAGAGCCAAGAAUGAGGAGGAGUGGUCUACUAGGUGGUUCCAGCUGGGCACAAAUCCGUACACCAACGCCCCAGGCUGGCUGUAUACCGGAGGCUACUUCAAUAGGAACUACAAAGACCUGCCUGAUAUCUACUGAUAGCCCGCUGGCCUUCUUACUACUCCUCUUGCUCCUCUAUAACCUGCAAUGACCUGCCUGUCAUGAAACGGAGAGAAAUGUCAGAAUCCACAUCCCACCUUCAUCUCACUGCCUUCAUCAUCUCUUAGCCGACCGACACAACCAGCGCAGAUUGGAAAGACUUACAAAGAAGCCAAAAGCUCGUCCCUUUUCUCAAACAGCGGCCUGCUUGGUGUCUCCUGAGUCAUCAGGUCUUUGUGUCUUCACUUGAGCGUCUUAUUCUCACAUAACAACCAGCAAACGCUUCCCAUCUCUCUGCCCCGGCAUCGUUUAGAGCACAAGAACCAUUUUAAUCCUGACCAAUCGCAGCGGCAGAGAGCUGGUACGUGUGCAUCGGCGGUUAAACGCACCCACAAACUCACAGAUCCAACCUGAAUGUUUAAAGUCUUUACAAUCAAACUCUCUUCUCUGAGAAACCGCCCGCCAGGCUUCCAGACGGCGACGUUUAGAACAGUCAAGUGUCAUUGAUGAGUAAAUAUGAGUAGAAACAACAUGAAGUAAAACAUAAUAAUCACAUGGAUGGAUAUAUGGACAUGGACGGACUGCCAGUCAACAGGGGAAUCAGGGAUGUGAAUGCUCCUUUGACUGAAGAUGAAUCUUGAGGAUGCUUUUUUUUUCCUUUUUUAACACUCAAAAAAUAGAUAUAGGCGACAUUGUACUCAUUAAGGAACAAAGUUAUAAAGAAAUACUGUUGGUUUAGUUGGUCAAGAUGAAUCGAAUGCAAGCUUGAGCUCAUUACUGUCCAUGUGUCAUAUCCUAAAACCUUCCCAUUAACCUUCUGCUUGAGGUUUAUGUAUUGAAAUAAAUCAAGGCAACUACUAGAAAAUGGAUGUUUCCUCGACAGCAGAGUGGAAUGUGAAGCUCGAGCGGGACCAGAUCUGGGAUCAAAGAGGAAACCACAUGCAAUUGGAUGUUGUACAUGGCAACAGAUGAAUGCGUAGAGCUGAGCCUGAGCUGUUCACCUCCUCAAAAUGUAACUCUGUUGUCUUAACUCGGCCUGUACAGUAGCUUCUGUAUGUAGCUGUUCAGUAGAGAUGUACAGUGUGAUUAACAACCCACCGUGAGCUCACGUUGACCUCCAGUCGCUCUACGUCUUCUUUUAGAAACCAGCGCAGAGUGUAGGAAACACUUAACUGAAUGUGUAUACGCAGCUUGGAUAACUGGCUGCUGAGUCAUAGCUGAGGUUUACGGAUGUUCAAAAUAGGAGUCACACACGAGUGCAGAAAAUCUCAUUAUUCAUCCUCCGGUUCGUACGUCUUAUCUUUACAAGGCUGAGGAAAUGGAGAAAAUCUCUCAUAUUAAAAGCACAUUAUAAGACACAAUUCUGUUUCCCCUCAUGAGCAGGUCAGAGGUCAGGGUCAAGGACACCUCAGCGGGGUGUGUGAGCUUCAAUCUGAGCAAUCUGAUUGAAGUUGUAAUGACCUCUUCUUACAGGACCAUCCUGCUGAAUGAAAAGCAAAAAUCUUGUUUUUCCCCCUGUAGGGUAAAAUCUGAUGGUCGUCAGUGCCUGCGUGUAAAUCUGAACUUAAACUCACUCUCAGUUGAACCUCUCACGAGUUUGACAUUUAUUAGUGAAUAUUUUCAUUCCCACAUCAGACACAACCACCCUGUGUUGAGUAACUGAUGAAAUCCCAACUAACACAGAGUAAUGUGAGUAACAGUAACAAUACACACACAUUCAUGGUGUGAAUGAGUGUAUAAUAUGUACAGACACUUAAAGCCAUAUUAACUAUGAGAGAGGGAGAGAGAGGGAGAGUGGAUUUGUUGUGUGAACGAUGAUAAUUUGAAGAUGUGAGCCCUCAAGAUUUACAUUAUUAUUAAUCUCACUCAUUAUAGCAUGAUUACAAAAUCUCCUCUUCCGGUGUCCACCAUGGGACCUUAUUUUCGAGAAAAUAUGUACGUUAGGCAAUGGCGAGAGACAUAUACUGUUUUCUUACUGUUUAAUCGUGCCAUAAAUGAGACAUGUAAUGUUUGUCAAUUUAAAACAGAAUUCUGUAUGUGAAGAAAGUUGCAAUUUGCCGUAGGUUCGUUGUGGUUUGUGUGAAACCUCUCAUUGAGCUACAUCUUCUGUCUCGCACGAUAUGUCACCUACACCAGCUAGCGAGCCAGCAGGGGAGGGAAAAUCGAUACAGCAUAGUAUUGUGAUACUUUGUGUGGCAUGGUUGUAUCAAUACAUGGAUGCUAAGUAUUGAUUAUAUCUGAUUAUAUCUUAAUAAUAUUGCAAAUACAAAUCAAAAUUUUGGUAGCUUACUAAAUUAAUUUGCUAUUUCAGUCCAUUAGAUAGUUUUGCUGCAAUAAAAAAGAGUGAAGUGAGAAACUUUAUCUUUAAAACUUUAACUUAGAAUUUCAAACAGAUGUUGACAAAUGUUUCCUUUGUGGACAUGAUUGACAGUCAAAUUAAGGUGAUAAAUCACAAUGUAUGACAUCGCAAUACUCGCAAAAUGUUUAAAACUGCAAUAAAAUUGUAUCGUGACUAAAGGAUGGUGAUAACAUCGUAUCGAGGGACCUCUGGUGAUUCCCACCCCAUUCCCACUAGCCAGCUCUGUUCCACGCACAAAAGUAACAUUACCUGAUGUGUUGUAUCCAGCGACUCCUGAUCUUUGUGUUAGCUGGAUAGUAAAUGAACAACAGCAAGACUCGGUGCUCAUGUGACUACAUUCCGGUAUGAAACACACAGGCAUUGUUGCUUGAACGAGGGAGAAAGGUAUGAUGUCAUCUAUGUGACGUGUGCAAUUUAAUUUCUUGACUUUUAUAUUUUAAAUUGACAAACAUUGUGUGUGUAAUUCAUGGCACAAGUCAUAUGUGAUCAGAAAUGAAUUGUCAAAAGAGUAAGGUCCCAUAGUGGUCCACUGGACAGGGAGGGACUUUGCCUUUCUAUAGUCUCAUAACCCGUCCAUGUUUUUUCUUCGUACGCUGAUUGUAGUAAAAAUGAGACUGUCCAUGUAUCGACAGCAAGUCAAGAGUUAAACUCCCAAACUAAAAUUUAUAAAAGAAAGUGAAAAGUACUCUAAUGAAUGUUAGCACAAAAAAAGAAUGGAGAUGAUUCUCCUGAGAGGGACUGUCUGCAGCUCUCCAGCUGAGCAGACAGGAUCUUUAGUAUUUGUACAGAAGCUCUUAACUGGAGUCGUCCACAUCCCGUGCACAGUGGAGAAACAGUAUCCCUUUAUCUGUCGCUUUGCUCAUGUUGAAGCAGAUACAGUCUGAGGUAGUGUGGCUCGCUCAUAUAAAACCCUGGUUCGUCUCGCAUCAGAGUUUUAAUUAGAUUUUUGUAUCGUAAACAAGUUACAGCUCGCCACCAUAACACACACACACACACUCUUCACAUGACCUGUUUGCACUGGUGAGAAUGUGACGUUUUGAUAGAAAAUAGCAAGAUUCGAGAGGUUUUGUCGAGAAAAAAAAAAAAGCCUCGGUUGCAGCCCUUUAAUGUCAUAAUGGAGAAACAAAUCUAUUGGCUGUGUGUGAUCUUCAGAAAUCUUACUACAACAUGUUACCCGGCAUUAUCUCACAGUUUAAAAAUCCCGUUUUCAUCAGUGCAUCCAGGAGCUCUGACGUAUUUCACCAUCUCUAUGCAAGUUUUGCACCUCAACAUGAACAGUACAUGUGUGAUCUGUUAUUGUACAGUAGCUUUACAUCCUCCCCUCGACCCCACACACACACACACCUUCAGCCUCUCAGCUUCAGUAGUCAGAUGUAUGACUUUGCCUUCUUAGUUUAUCUUAAUAUAUUCCACAUAAUUGGAAAUUAUUCUAAUUUUUGGGGACGACACGUCUUGGACCCACUUAACUUUUCAUUUUGUGAGUUUUUUAAAAAUGUAUUUCUAUGUCAUGCUUAGUGCCUCCUCUCUUUCAUUCCUCUUUGUUUUGUGUCUUUUUAAUUUAUGUGUAUUAUUUAUGAUGUUUGAGGUUUUAUGAAAUAAUUCUGUUUUCCUUUUGUUCAUGUAGCUAAUCCAAACAGCUCUUAGUUGCUUUCUUUCACCAACAUCUGGAGUGUUUUUAUAGAGGAGCAGAGUGUCUGAUCGGAGCUUGAAGUGAACAUCAUUCACCAGCUUGUACAUUUUACAGUGGCCGUUACAUCUGUCACAUUUACAGUGUGUAGGUAGACUUGUCAUUAAAAAGUAAUUAUAAAUCAAACACUACUUGAGUUGAACUGUACACAGGUCAAAUGCUACAAAUGAACAAACGGGAACAAACUAUAGUCGCAACAAAGCUUUUGACCGUGAAGUGAUUCCAGCUGUUGAUUGGUCCAAGUGGCGAGUACACAUACGGAGCGGUCAUGUUCACUAGUGCUGAUUCAGACUCCACCAGACUAAUGCUCCGUCAUUAAAGUAGAUCUAUGUUGCUUUGAGUGUCGGUUGUUGUUGAGUUUGACCCUCCUUCUCCUGGACUGUGUCAUGGGAUUGUCGAUGUUAUAAUGUAUGUGUACAAGUGCUGCACAGAGCUAAUCACAAGCAAAAUGGCAUAUUAUUUUGUGCAAUUGAUUUAUUUUUAUAGUAUUUAAACAGUUUUUGGUGAGAACAUUGUACCAGAUGUUUUAUUUUGAGGUGGGGGAGUGUAAGGGGUCAUAUCCAAUCUGUGGACAUCUUGGUAGAAUAAUGAGCGGGGGGAAAUGUCUACUAAUAAAAUCCUAAUUUCAGUUUA